UUCUUCUUAUAGCUUAAGUAAUAAAUGGGGAAAUUAGCACAGCAAAACCAGAAAAGCUCGGCAAAUAAUAACAAUAAUGGAGUUACAAAGGUGAAACGUACUAGGAGAAGUGUGCCUAGAGACUCUCCUCCCCAACGUAGCUCUAUUUAUCGUGGAGUCACCAGGCACCGAUGGACAGGGAGAUAUGAAGCUCAUUUGUGGGAUAAAAAUUGCUGGAAUGAAUCGCAAAACAAGAAAGGACGACAAGUCUACCUUGGUGCAUAUGAUGAUGAAGAAGCAGCAGCACAUGCUUAUGAUUUAGCAGCACUCAAGUACUGGGGAGAGGACACAAUUAUCAAUUUUCCUUUAUCAACUUACGAAAAUGAGCUCAAAGAAAUGGAGGGUCAGUCCCGAGAAGAAUAUAUCGGAUCAUUGAGAAGGAAAAGCAGUGGAUUUUCUCGUGGAGUAUCGAAAUACAGAGGUGUGGCAAGACACCAUCACAAUGGAAGAUGGGAGGCUCGAAUUGGCAGAGUUUUUGGCAACAAAUACCUCUAUCUUGGUACAUAUGCAACUCAAGAGGAAGCUGCCACUGCAUACGAUAUGGCAGCCAUAGAGUAUCGUGGAUUAAAUGCUGUCACCAAUUUUGAUCUCAGUCGUUACAUCAAGUGGUUAAAACCUAAUCAAAACGAUAACACCACCGCCAAUAAUAAUGAUCUAUUUCAUCCUAACCCUAACCUUAACAUACCCACCCAUUCUACUCCAAUUCCUAAUCAAGAUCUCGGAUUAAGUUUUCUUCAAAACCAGCAAGCCUUCCAAACAACUAGCAGUGAAACUGUGCCGAUGGAGCCACGACCAACCAAUGCAACCUCAGCCCUAGGCUUGCUUCUUCAAUCGUCAAAGUUCAAGGAGAUGAUGGAGAUGACUUCUAUGACCGAUUGCCCAUCGAGCCAUGUUGAUCAGUUAGACCCACCGCAAUGCAGAUUCCCUGAAGACAUUCAAACCUACUUUGAGUGCCAAGAUCUGACAAACAAUUAUGGGGAAGGGGAUGACAUGAUUUUUGCUGAGCUCAACUCGUUUGUGCCUCAAAUGUUUCAAUCUGAUCUUUGAGUGAUAGAUCUAUUAAAGAGACAUGCAUAUAGAUGCAUGCAAAAGUUAAGUUUCUCAUUUACGUAUUUAUUUAGGUUCUACUGUGAAUACCAUACUAUAAUGGUCUACGGCCCUCCUCGAUCAAGUGGUGAAGGGUUAGAAUAGAGGUUUAGGUUUCAAUUUCUUUUUUCAUGAGCACUGACAAAAUAAGAGAGAAAAUAAAAAUAAAAAUUUGAAGCUAUAAGCCUAUAAGUGAGGGAGAGAAGAUCUAGCUAAGUGGAACUUUGAUCAUUUCCCAUUUAUUAUUUGGUUCAUUUCUUUGUAGAUUAAGGGGAAAAUAAGCAUUGUUUUAUCUUUUUUUUGCUUGAAUAAGUUGUAAUUUCCACCUUAUACUUCAAUAAUAACUCUAGA
Messenger RNA from Manihot esculenta (cassava), 1476 nucleotides. Its product is annotated as AP2-like ethylene-responsive transcription factor At1g16060. The coding region runs from base 25 to 1086 and encodes 353 amino acids. Lineage: Eukaryota; Viridiplantae; Streptophyta; Magnoliopsida; Malpighiales; Euphorbiaceae. The record is from RefSeq and is a predicted model, not a curated record. The transcript is spliced from 8 exons. Gene Ontology annotation, molecular function: DNA-binding transcription factor activity; DNA binding. Gene Ontology annotation, biological process: regulation of DNA-templated transcription.